AUGGGAAGGGAGGAAGUCGAUGCGGCGAGGCGCGGGGCGAACGAGGCGGAGGACAUAGCUAGAAAGACCCAGAAUCGGGUCGAUCUAUCAUGGGCACAGGUCAAAGAAGCGGAAAGAGUCGGGCGUGCUGCGGAGGGAGCGGCAGAAAAUGCGCAGAGGUGUCAGGAAGAACACGAACGGGGAACAGGCACGGCUGCAGCAGCUCUUCGCAGAGCAGAGGAAGAGAAGCUCGCGAUCGAGUGUGACUGGUUUGAAGGAGUUCGCCCCGAGUGCCGCCCUUCGGAGGAGGACAUCGUUCGGAUGAAGGCCAAGUAUGGUUAUAACCCAAACUUCCUCCACCUCGCAGUUGUCGGCUCUUCUGGAGGUGGGAAGUCAUCCUUCAUCAAUGCCGUCCGCGGCCUAUCCAACGAUGACCCCACUGCCGCUCGUACGGGCAUUGUCGAAACUACUAAUGCCGUCACGAGAUACCCUGAUCCACGCCCAAACUCCCGAAUCAUUUGGUAUGACGUUCCCGGAGCAGGCACUCUAAACGUUCCUGAAUGGCAAUACUUCAAUGACCUGGGCCUCUACAUUUUUGACUGCAUCAUCGUGCUCAUGGACAAUCGUUUCCUGGACUCUGACCUCGCCAUCCUUCGCGCCUGCGAGCAGUUCAGCGACGUUGAGGGGUUCAUUGUUCGCUCCAAGUCGGAUCAACACAUCAACAACAUGGCGUACAACAGGAUGCCAAGAGGUUUCGACCUUAGUGAUCCUGACAUGAACAACGAGACUCGUUCCCAAUUUCAGCAAAUGAAAUCCGAAGGACGGAGGAGGUUCAUCGAGGAAACGCGCCAGAAUGUGCAAAUAAACAUCAAGAGCAACAACCUCUCUCCUAAGAAAGUCCACAUCGUUUGCAAGGACGCCCUACUUGCGGUAGGGAGUAACUUGCGCUCCUCGAAGGCAAUUGACGAGGCAGAGCUUCUGAAUGAUAUUAGAGAAUGUGUGCAUAGGCGUCUGCAGUCGAAAUAUUAA
This is a messenger RNA of Suillus paluster, 1008 nucleotides long. Its product is annotated as interferon-inducible GTPase-domain-containing protein. Gene Ontology annotation, cellular component: membrane. The coding region runs from base 1 to 1008 and encodes 335 amino acids. Gene Ontology annotation, molecular function: GTP binding. Lineage: Eukaryota; Fungi; Basidiomycota; Agaricomycetes; Boletales; Suillaceae. The record is from RefSeq and is a predicted model, not a curated record. The transcript has a single exon.